UAGCUCGUCCACUCUCUUAAAAUCGCAGGGCGCAGCGGGAUAGCGAAAGGCAAAGAGAGAGUCUCGAGAGAGAAAAGAGAGAGAUCGUCGGUGAUUCUAAGCGAAUUUGUGGUUGAUCGGUCCAGAUCUAGCAGGAAUGCAGUCGCAGGCGUAUCCAUCGGGCGAGCAGGGCGGGGAUUACAUGAAGAUGUCACCCGGCGAGCAAGAGGCUGAGUCUCCGCACUCUCAGGAGGAGGGCGAUCACAAGAAGAAAUCCGUUGUGGGCAAGGUCAAGGACAAGGCGAAAAAGCUCACUGGCAAGAUCAAGGGAAAGUCCAAGAAGCGUAAGGAGGGGCAGGGAGACAAUGUCGAGGGCGCCGGCGGCGACACCAGUAGCAGCAGCAGCGAGGACGAGCAGGGAGACGAUACUCCUCGCUAUGAUCAGGAACAGCAGCAAACGGGAUACCAGGGAGCUGCCGCUACUCCAGAGGCUCGCCAUGAGGGUGCUGUUCAUGGUGGCGAACAUGAUUUCCAAUCCAGAGAACUUGAUCUCGGCCCAGAGAAGAAGGAAAGUGGUGAUCUUUUGAGCGGCGGAGUGCAUGGCCAGGCCGAUCCAAGUGCUCCUGCUCCUGGAUCCGAGUGGCCUCGCAGCGAUGAUGAGCCUCGCUCGGCGACUAGCGAAGCUCCAUCAUGGGACGAAACUAAGAAGAGGCAGGAGGAAGUUCCGGCCGCUCAUGGUCAAGAAUCGUCCGGACUUUCGUCAGGAUUGGAGUCUAGCGGCUUUGAAAGCAAGCCUCGAGGAGAAACUGAUUCGUCUUCUCUUGCGGCUGGAGCUCUAGCCGGGAAGACGGAGGAGAAGAUUCCCGAGGGUAUUAUGAAGCCCUCGGCGUCACAGGACGAGGCCAAGCCUGUUGUGGACGGCGUGGACAGCAGCGGCAGUGAUCUCUUGUCAUCCGAAGUCGUCGAUAAGUCGCCAAGCGAUAAGGUUGAUACCGAAGUUCCAUCGGAUCCGCAGCUCAAAACCAGUGACUCACAGAAGGGCUGGAUGCAGAGAGCUUCCGAGAGCGUCUUCUCGGUGAAGAACGCUCUUAUGGGAUCGCCCAAGGCAUCCACAACGGACACUACCUCUCCCACGGCUCCAACGGGUGUCACGGAAGGUACCGGACAGGAUUCCAAAACUUGGACAGAAAAGGCUCGAGAUGCCGCAGUCUCUGCAAAGGAUACAGUCAGCAGCAAGCUACCUUCGAGCACAGGGCCGACGGACGUACCAGCCUCGGGACAAACCACCGAGCAAACCGAGUCCGCCACUGGUACCACCCCGAGCGUCACGUCCCGGGCGAUGGACUCGGCUACCGCUGUCAAAGACACCGUUGCUUCGAAGCUGGGAUACGGUGGAACCGGUGCUCAGACGCCCCAGACUACUCCCGCGAGUGACGUCGAUUCGACAACGCAGUCUCCUCAGUCCGGUAUAACGCAGAAGGUGAUGGGCGCGAAGGAUGCGGUCGCUGCGAAACUUGGCUACGGUGCCGGUGCUGGAACCGAGACCGAAACAGGUGCUGGCGAGGGCAAGAACACGAAGCUUUUCACUCCGGACGAGCACGACACGGCUUUGUCGCAGAAGAUCACUGACAUGUUGACCCUGGGUGGCGGAUCGAAGAACACUGGAGCUUCAUCUCCACAGGCUACUACGCCGGAGGCUACACCAGCGAGUCCGGGUGCUACAAACCAACAGGGAAAAGGUGUUAUGGACAAAGUAACCGGUGUCAUGGGAUCGUUCCUAGGCAAGAAGCAACCGGACGAGAAAACAUCCUCGGAAGCUACCAAGGACACUGUGAUGAGCGACGCUACUGCCUAAGCAAGUGAAAGACGCAAAUAACGGAUGUACGUAAUUCUUAUGCUUUGUGACGUCUUGUAGAUACCGUUUAGCGAUAAUAAAAAACUAUUUAAGCGAACUUCCUUUA
Selaginella moellendorffii is the source of this 1940-nucleotide messenger RNA. Its product is annotated as induced during hyphae development protein 1. Bases 137 to 1834 code for a protein of 565 amino acids. The record is from RefSeq and is a predicted model, not a curated record. The transcript is spliced from 7 exons. Lineage: Eukaryota; Viridiplantae; Streptophyta; Lycopodiopsida; Selaginellales; Selaginellaceae. Gene Ontology annotation, biological process: response to abscisic acid.